AUGGAGUCGGAAACAAGCUCUGCAAUUCCAGUAGAGGUCGAGAAUAGGAACAAUUUAGUGUUCAUAGACGUUCCCCUGACAGUAAGAUUUCAUUGCGAGGCGUGCCAAGGAGCACCAAAACAUUUCAGUAGCCAUAAUGGGCUACUGAGGCACCACAGAAAUACGCAUAACAGAAAUGCAUCCUUAAAAUUCCGUUGCCGAUGCUGUAAGGAAGAAUUUUACACGUUGAAGCAAGCAACAAGGCAUGUGUCAAGAAACAAUACAUGCCGGAACGAGACGGAAGGCAUUGUAGAAAACGACGCCGCGUCCUAUGUCGCUCAACGCGUUCGGCGAACGCGUUCCAAUUCAAGCGAUAGCGAGAUAACGAAUAAUGACACAUCAGCUUCACGACCAACAAAUGUCCUGCCCACAAUUCCAGAAGGAAUACCGGCAGGAGCUAGUCUGAAUAGUGUAGAGUUUGCUGAAGAAAGGCAAGAGGAAAGACCUUUAACCAUAUUACAGGUGGAGAUGGCAGCUGCACUUAACAAAGUAAACGACCCAGAGCAAUUUGAGUCUCUGUUAGACGCCUUAUACACCAGACUGACUUCUAAGAACGAUGAACAGCCGGCAAUUUUAGAACAACCAAGACCGCGGAGUCAAUAUGAGAGGCGUCGCAGAAAUAGGACCAACGAGUUCGAUCCGACGGUAGCAGCCAGAUUACAAAAAUUGUACCGCCGGAAUAGGAAACGAGCCUACAGACAAGUGACAGAAGAGAAUUCCAAUGGCCGCUGCGUAAUAAAUACUGAACAACUGUUUCAACAUUUUCUGGCUACGUACGGAGAAACGGGACACGUAACUACUGACAUUCCAGAGGUGGUUCCAACACUAGAAGCCGCUACAUGUGAUAACCCGCUGAUUUCCAGAUUCACGCCGGAUGAGAUAUGGAAAAGACUGAACAGGUGCAAGGAUACCGCGCCAGGUCCUGACGGCAUCCGGUACAACGUGUGGAAAAAGAUAGACCCGGGAAGUUAUAUUGCUGCUGCCGUGUUCAACACAGCACGAAGAUUAGACUACACUCCCCGGAAUUGGAACCAGUCAGAGACGGUAUUAAUACAAAGAAAGGCGACCCAAUGGACAUAUCAAAUUGGAGGCCGAUUGCGCUCUCCAAUACACUUGGGAAACUAUAUGCGUCAACGAUCGCAGGUAGAUUGGCGCAAUGGGCCAUCGAAAACAAUCGCAUAUCGCCUUCCCAGAAAGGAUUUAUGCCAUUCGAAGGAUGCAGCGAGCAUAAUUUCUUCUACAAACUAUUGUACAGGAUGCCCGUCGAAGGAAAACAGAAGCAUGCGUGGCGUGGCUGGAUCUCAGAAAUGCAUUCGGAUCUGUGCCACACUCGACUCUGUUCAAAGCUUUGCAAUGGACGGGUCUCGGAACAGAAUCCAUUGCUAUUAUCAAACGGGUAUAUCAGAAUGUACUACCAAGAUCAAAUCUAGCAAUGGCAUGACUGAGGAGAUACCGAUACGAGCAGGAGUGAAACAAGGAUGCCCUCUAUCUCCAAUUAUUUUCAACCUGGCACUGGAACCAUUACUUCGCACACUAAAGGAAUCAGAGGAAACAUAUAAAGUGGGAAGCCAGAAAGUAAAUGUUUUGGCAUACGCCGAUGACAUAGUUUUAGUGGCAACAUCAGAAAGCGGCCUACAAAAGCUGUUAGAUCUAACGCUGGAAAUUUCAGAUUGGGCAGGACUAAAAUUCAAUCCAAAUAAGUGCGCCACUCUACAUGUGGAUGGCAAAAAUCACGCGGCCUCGCCUACCAAGUUUCGGUUAGGCAGCAAUGAAUUAAAAUCCCUGACCAGCGAAGAAAGCUACGAAUAUUUGGGCGACCCCACGGGAUUCCAGACAUUUAGAUCGGCGGAAGAUGUCAUUGAAAAUAUGAUGAAACAUUUGGACAGAAUCGACAAGGCACCAUUGGCACCAUGGCAAAAAUUUGACGCAGUUAAUACCUUUAUCGUGCCGCAGAUUGAAUUCCACCUGCGCAACGGAAGUGUGGCAAAGAAAGCGCUAAAUAGCUAUGAUAAAAAAGUCAAAAAAUGCGCCAAAAAAUGGGCUAAUCUCCCUCAGAGAGCAAGUGCGGAGAUACUGUACAUUCCGUACAAGGAAGGAGGCUUUAACAUGUUGCCCACAAGCGUGCUUGCCGACAUUGCACAGAUAGUCCACGCCACAAGAAUUAUGACAUCGAGGGAUGAAGCACUAGCAAAGUCAAGCUUGGACGCACUGAAAGAAGUUGUACGAAAAAGAACCGGAACAGAACCGACAACACAACUGAUGACGGAAUACUUAAAUUCCUCAUUUGAAGGCGUACUAGGCAAACCGGCGAACGAUAUCACGUCUGUGUGGUCAAGAGUAAGGGCGGCUGUACGCCGACUAAAAAUGAAAAUAAAUGUCCGGCUAGAACUCGAAGCACUGUAUGUGGACGAUGAGAAGGUUGAAAGAAAGAAUGCCGAAAUGAAACUCAGAACUGCGGCGAGAAAAUUCUACCUGAAGCAGCUACUGGCUAAGCCCGACCAAGGGAAAGCAUUUGAUAUUAUUUCAGCGUAUAACUCAUCGAACCACUUCAUGCGGGAUGGAAAGUUUACGCGAUUUGCAGAGUGGAGGUUCGUACACAGAGCGAGGCUGAAUGUAGUGCCCCUCAAUGGUUGCAGAAGACAUGGGCAAGGCGAUAAAAAGUGUCGCAGAUGCGGAGAUUCCAACGAGACCUUACCUCAUGUACUAAAUCACUGCCGCCCCCACUUCACUACAAUGACGAAGCGGCAUGAUGCGAUUGUGAACCGGCUCGUUAAAGCUGCCAAGAAGCCCGACGAUGGUAUUAUAUACCAAAACCAGCAGAUACCUGGAUACUCUGGACUCGAAAGGCCUGAUAUUGUGAUAGUUGACGAAGGCAAAAAAGAAGUCAAAAUCGUCGACGUCACGGUGGCCUUCGAAAAUAAGAAGGCAGCAUUUGAGAAGGCACGAGCUGAGAAAAUCCGAAAAUACUCAGCACUGGCAGAAUACUUCAAAAAGAAAGAAAUAAAACGGAACUGA
Messenger RNA from Ctenocephalides felis (cat flea), 3054 nucleotides. RefSeq lists its product as uncharacterized. The record is from RefSeq and is a predicted model, not a curated record. The transcript has a single exon. NCBI's taxonomy places the organism in Eukaryota, Metazoa, Arthropoda, Insecta, Siphonaptera, Pulicidae. Bases 1 to 3054 code for a protein of 1017 amino acids.